Molecule: messenger RNA, 285 nt
Organism: Solanum stenotomum
Lineage: Eukaryota; Viridiplantae; Streptophyta; Magnoliopsida; Solanales; Solanaceae
Product: F-box protein PP2-B10-like
Exons: 1
Coding region: 1-285 (94 amino acids)
Source: RefSeq, a predicted model, not a curated record
AUGUAUCUUGUGUUCAAAUUAGAUCCAAAUGUAUAUGAUGAUAUUGCAAUUGGUAAUUCAGUUGUUAUAUUUGCCAAUCGUCAGACUGAGGUACGGCGAAAACGCAGGAGAACUGGUUAUCCUAAUGUUCAAAGAAGAGGUGAUGGAUGGAUGGAAAUAGAAAUGGGGAAGUUUUUUAAUGAUGUAGGGGAAGAAAGAGAUGUUGAAGCGCGACUACUGGAGAUUAGGCAUCGCUUUGGGAAUGGCGACCUCUUAAUUGAAGGAGUAGAGUUUCGACCAGAAUGA